Messenger RNA from Chelmon rostratus (copperband butterflyfish), 954 nucleotides. It is a transcript of the gene cacng3b, whose product is annotated as calcium channel, voltage-dependent, gamma subunit 3b. The transcript has 4 exons. The coding region runs from base 1 to 954 and encodes 317 amino acids. The record is from RefSeq and is a predicted model, not a curated record. Gene Ontology annotation, cellular component: postsynaptic density membrane; AMPA glutamate receptor complex. Gene Ontology annotation, biological process: neurotransmitter receptor internalization; transmission of nerve impulse; postsynaptic neurotransmitter receptor diffusion trapping. Gene Ontology annotation, molecular function: voltage-gated calcium channel activity; channel regulator activity. Lineage: Eukaryota; Metazoa; Chordata; Actinopteri; Chaetodontiformes; Chaetodontidae.
AUGAAGAUGCUGAUGUGUGACCGCGGCGUCCAGAUGCUCGUGACGACGGUGGGCGCGUUCGCCGCCUUCAGCCUCAUGACCAUCGCCGUCGGUACCGACUACUGGCUGUACUCGCGCGGGGUCUGCCGCGUGAAGAGCAGCGGCGACAACGACACGAGCCGCAAGAACGAGGAGGUGAUGACGCACUCCGGCCUCUGGCGAACCUGCUGUCUGGAAGGAACAUUCAGAGGUGUGUGUAAGAAGAUUGAUCACUUCCCAGAGGACGCCGAUUAUGAAGCAGAUGCUGCUGAAUACCUCCUCCGUGCUGUGCGUGCCUCCAGUAUCUUCCCCAUCAUGAGCGUGGGUCUUCUGUUCCUGGGGGGGCUCUGCGUGGCCGCCAGUGAGUUUUACCGGAGCCGACACAACGUCAUCCUCAGUGCAGGAAUCUUCUUUGUCUCUGCAGGGCUCAGUAACAUCAUAGGAAUUAUUGUCUAUAUCUCAGCCAACUCGGGUGACCCGGGCCAGAGCGACAGCAAAAAGUCCUACUCCUACGGCUGGUCCUUCUACUUUGGCGCCCUCUCCUUCAUCAUGGCGGAAAUGGUGGGCGUGCUGGCCGUUCACAUGUUCAUCGAGAAGCAUCGCAAGCUACGGGCCAAGUCCCGCACCGAGCUCAUCAAAAAGUCCGCCUUCAGCCGCAUCCCGUCCUACCGCUACCGCUUCCGGCGUCGCUCCAGCGUGCGUUCUUCCGAGGCCCCCAGCCGCGACGCCUCACCGCUGGGGAAGGGCGGCUACACGGGGCCCGCCGCCUCCGAGAUGCCCAUGUACACGCUGAACCCACGCGAGGCAGGCAACGCCGGCACCAAACCUGGCGGCGGCAUGGGCGGGCUGCUCAACUCAGAGAGGGAGUUCCUCCAGAGCAGCACGCUCACUAAAGACUACAGCAAGGACCCCAACCGCAGGACCACGCCCGUCUGA